Messenger RNA from Andrographis paniculata, 1686 nucleotides. RefSeq names its product pyruvate dehydrogenase E1 component subunit beta-like. The transcript is spliced from 4 exons. The coding region runs from base 263 to 1459 and encodes 398 amino acids. Gene Ontology annotation, molecular function: pyruvate dehydrogenase (acetyl-transferring) activity. Gene Ontology annotation, biological process: pyruvate decarboxylation to acetyl-CoA. The record is from RefSeq and is a predicted model, not a curated record. NCBI's taxonomy places the organism in Eukaryota, Viridiplantae, Streptophyta, Magnoliopsida, Lamiales, Acanthaceae.
UAAAAACGUUGUUAGGUCUUAACAGUUGAGAUGCGUAUUAAGGCUAGGCAAGAAAAAACUGGUUGGGUUGCAGCACCUGCAUCUGCAUCUUCUUUGGUAUCAUCGCCAUUGAUAUAUCUUGCCAGACCUUGCAUUUGUUUCUCCGCCCCUUCUCUUUUUUCUCCCUGAUUCUAUUCUAUUUAUACACACAUUGCCCGAUUCUCUCCUUUCACUCAAUCUCCAAUUUUGCUCUCGUUCAUACGCACCCUUCACCGAGGAGUACAUGGCUGCCAUCUUGCAAUCUGUUGGAGUCACGUCGGCUUCUUUUCAGCUCCCGGAUCACUCCAAUAAAUCGCCUGCCUUUCCCGUUUGUUCCCUCCCAGUGAUUAGAUCUGAGAAAAGCUCGAGUUUUGAUCCGAUUCGUGGAAUUGGGAAGGCGAGAAAGGCGGUUACCAAAGCAGUUACGGCACAGGCUGAAAAUUCUGCUUCAGCAGCUUCGAAACCAGGGCAUGAACUCUUGCUAUUUGAAGCCCUGAGAGAAGGGUUGGAGGAAGAAAUGGACAGAGAUGUUCGAGUUUGUGUCAUGGGUGAAGACGUAGGCCAUUAUGGAGGUUCGUACAAGGUCACCAAAGGCCUUGCGGAGAAAUAUGGAGAUCUGAGGGUGCUCGACACGCCCAUUGCUGAAAAUUCUUUCACAGGCAUGGCCAUUGGUGCAGCCAUGACUGGUCUGAGGCCAAUCGUCGAGGGCAUGAACAUGGGAUUUCUUCUACUGGCCUUCAACCAAAUAUCCGACAACUGUGGAAUGUUGCAUUACACCUCCGGAGGGCAGUUCACGAUCCCAACUGUGAUCCGAGGGCCAGGAGGAGUCGGGCGCCAGCUCGGGGCAGAACACUCUCAGAGACUCGAGUCCUAUUUCCAGUCCAUUCCUGGAAUACAGAUGGUUGCCUGUUCGACUCCAUACAAUGCCAAAGGUCUGAUGAAAGCUGCCAUCCGUAGUGAGAACCCUGUCGUGCUGUUCGAGCACGUGCUUCUUUACAACCUCAAGGAGCGGAUUCCCGACGAGGAGUACGUGUUGUCCCUCGAAGAGGCGGAGAUGGUUAGGCCCGGGGAGCAUGUGACGAUCCUGACGUACUCGAGGAUGAGGUACCAUGUGAUGCAAGCUGCGAAAACUUUAGUCAACAAAGGUUACGAUCCUGAGGUCAUCGACAUUCGGUCUUUGAAACCCUUUGAUCUUUACACCAUCGGGAAUUCUGUGAAGAAAACGCACAAGGUGCUCAUCGUUGAGGAAUGCAUGAGAACCGGGGGCAUCGGGGCGAGCCUUACGGCUGCAAUUAAUGAGAAUUUUAACGAUUAUUUGGAUGCUCCGAUUGUUUGCCUGUCGUCGCAGGACGUGCCGACUCCUUAUGCUGGGACAUUGGAGGAGUGGACGGUCGUUCAGCCGGCGCAGAUCGUCGCUGCCGUCGAGCAGCUCUGUGGGUAGUUUUUUAGCAAUGGUUGUGGUACUUGCUUCUCCUUCGUUGCCUCUUUUACCAUUGUUUCUUAUCUCAAGCACUUUCUGUUUAGUUUUGCUGCUGCUGCUGCUGUGUUAUUCAUUGGAAUGCUUUUUCUGUUAGCUUAAUUUAAAUGGUUAUGAACAUUGGAAGAUUUAGAACACAUGUUUCUGUGUUGAUAAAUCAAGUUUUGGAUUUCCAUCCUUUUGCUAUGAUC